CCGCCCGCAGUCAGGCUUCCGAGGAGCGGCGCCUCCCUGUGAGUUCAGCCGGCGCGGCGCGCGGCGCGGAAGCCAGCGGAGCGGACAACCUGCCGCCCUGAUCCGUUGGACUGGACCUAGCCAGGGAGCAGUCCCCCAGCCGCAGCCGCCGGGGCGAGGAGCGGUGACAGCGCAGGAGCUCCGGGGGGGAAGGGAGGAAGGAGGAGAGACAAAGGGAGCGAGCCUGGCACUGCCUCCCUGCGCCGCCCACCAUGUGUCAGUCAGAGGCGCGGCGAGGACCGGAGCUCCGCGCGGCAAAAUGGUUGUACUUCCCCCAGCUGGCCCUGAGGCGAAGGCUGGGACAGCUGAGCUGCAUGUCCAAACCUGCCCUGAAACUGCGCUCCUGGCCCCUGACGGUCCUCUACUACCUCCUGCCCCUUGGCGCCCUCAGGCCACUCAGCCGGGUGGGAUGGAGACCCGUGAGCAGGGUGGCCCUGUACAAGUCGGUGCCGACGCGCUUGCUGUCGCGGGCUUGGGGUCGCCUCAACCAAGUGGAGCUGCCGCACUGGUUGCGCAGGCCCGUCUACAGCCUGUACAUCUGGACUUUCGGGGUUAACAUGAAGGAGGCCGCCGUGGAGGACCUGCACCACUACCGGAACCUCAGCGAGUUCUUCCGGCGCAAGCUGAAGCCACAGGCCCGGCCCGUGUGCGGCCUGCACAGCGUGAUCAGCCCAUCGGAUGGGAAGAUCCUCAACUUCGGGCAGGUGAAGAACUGCGAGGUGGAGCAGGUGAAGGGGGUCACCUACUCGCUGGAGUCGUUCCUGGGCCCUCGCAUCCCCGCGGAGGACCUGCCCUUCCCACCAGCCACCUCCUGUGGCUCCUUCAGGAGCCAGCUGGUCACCCGAGAAGGGAAUGAGCUCUACCACUGCGUCAUCUACCUGGCCCCCGGGGACUACCACUGCUUCCAUUCCCCCACUGACUGGACUGUCUCCCACCGGCGCCACUUCCCAGGCUCCCUGAUGUCCGUGAACCCCGGCAUGGCCCGCUGGAUCAAAGAGCUCUUCUGCCACAAUGAGCGGGUAGUCCUGACUGGGGACUGGAAACACGGCUUCUUCUCACUGACGGCUGUGGGGGCCACCAACGUGGGCUCCAUCCGCAUCUACUUUGACCGGGACCUGCACACAAACAGCCCACGGUACAGCAAGGGCUCCUACAAUGACUUCAGCUUCGUGACGCACACCAACAAGGAGGGCAUCCCCAUGCGCAAGGGCGAGCACCUGGGCGAGUUCAACCUGGGCUCCACCAUUGUGCUCAUCUUCGAGGCCCCCAAGGACUUCAACUUCAAGCUGAAAGCGGGACAGAAAAUCCGAUUCGGGGAGGCUCUGGGCUCUCUCUAGAGCCUCUUUCAUGGCCACAGCUGCUGAGGGGUCUUUUCCACAGAAAUGUGAGGGUCUUUUCAAGGGGAACCUCUGAGGCUAUCUAGGAAGGGGACCGUCGGGUCUGACCAGGCAGGACCUGGGUGACUUCUGUCCCUGCUGUCCAGGGUGCAGACAAGGUUGUCAGAGCCCCUCUCAUGUCCUAGACCUACAUCUUCCCCCUACCCACCUGAAGAGAAAGUGCAGGCCAGGACGAUUGAUUCCCUCUUGGAGAUUUUCUAACGUGUUGUAUAAACUGGAGACCCUACAUCUCCUGGCAGAGUAUUCAGUUGGUCUGAUUUCCGUUUUAAGAUAAGUGGUAAAGUACCUUCUUGCUGCUCCUCCUAUCACUGCUUUUUGGCCUCCCUUGCAUGGGGUGAGGUGCCUCCUGGCACUGACUGUGGGUCCCAGACCAGGGCCCUUAAUGCAGCUGCUCCCAAAUUCGCCCCACCCUGCUUGUUGGGAAAAGCUGUCUUCUCUCUUUGCACUUGUGGCUGAAUGCAUCACCUCCAACUCUGCCAUCAACUUCCAAGGGUGGUCACUAAUGGCUUGGUGCUUUGCAGGCCCCUUCCGGAGCUGGCAGGUCCUCUUUCCAGUAGCAGGACCCAUUACCAAACCCCCUCAGUGGUGUCCAAAGCAAAAGGGGCAGGCAGCUAGCUGGUGGUGGCCCAGCUGGGGCCAGGGGAGAGCUUGGGUCCCCCUCCCUGUAUCCAGACCUACGUAAAAUACAGAAAAGUUGCUGCUGUUGAUCAGGGGCUUACGUCGGAGGCAGAGGAACCUUGGUGGUGUAUUUGAUGUGUGGGGGAGGGGAGAAUGUCAGUGCCUAGAAAAUCCGUCCCCAGGCAACAGGUACUCAGUCCUUAGGGAGCCACUGAUUGUGGGGACAGGGCCAGAUUUCAUGUUUCCUGGGGAUGCUGUGAAUUUCUCCUGCAGGAGAAGCCAUUUAAACUUUUUCAACUGUAUCAGUAGCACAGUAUUUUUGUAUGAAAAGUGGGAGACUUCUGAACAGUAAUUCAUUUAAUUGCAACAUUUUGAAAUAAACUCACUGCAGUUUUGCAUUCUG
Molecule: messenger RNA, 2457 nt
Organism: Eubalaena glacialis (North Atlantic right whale)
Lineage: Eukaryota; Metazoa; Chordata; Mammalia; Artiodactyla; Balaenidae
Gene: PISD
Product: phosphatidylserine decarboxylase
Exons: 8
Coding region: 252-1376 (374 amino acids)
Biological process (GO): phosphatidylethanolamine biosynthetic process
Cellular component (GO): mitochondrion
Molecular function (GO): phosphatidylserine decarboxylase activity
Source: RefSeq, a predicted model, not a curated record